Molecule: messenger RNA, 1404 nt
Organism: Parathielavia appendiculata
Lineage: Eukaryota; Fungi; Ascomycota; Sordariomycetes; Sordariales; Chaetomiaceae
Exons: 4
Coding region: 1-1404 (467 amino acids)
Source: RefSeq, a predicted model, not a curated record
AUGGCCGUGUUUGUCGACUUGGGCGAGGAGGACGGCGAGCCUCCACAUAAUGGGCAGCCGGUGUGGCACGGCCUGGUGGAUGCCGUCAAGCCGGUGCCGGUAACGGCAGCAGCAAGCAGCGGCUUCCCGGUCGAUGGCGGCGCUGGCGACACAAGAAAUAUCACCGGCAAGCAGCAGCAGCAUGAGGAGGCUCAAGGGCGCGCCGUCGCGGAGAACCUGAACCGGAACUCCAUGACGCAGGCCCUGGGAUGCUAUCCUAUCAUCAUGUCGGUGGCCUCGUCCAUCGACCUGAACACGCUCGACAAUCUGUCGCGGACCUGCCGCCAGAUCCGGGAGAACCUGCUGCAGUACCGCAAGAUGCUGCUCGUGUCGACCCUCCAUUGCACCAACGAGCACCUCCCCGUCGACCCGGAAGAAACCCUUCGAUUCCGUGCGCGCGCUGCCAACUGGUACUACAUGCAGGACGCGGGCCGGUCGGGUUAUCAUGGGAAGUCGGGCCAGUGUGCUCGGGAUCUGGUAGCCGAGUGCCGGCGCUGCGGCACCGUUGUCUGUCGGAACUGUACGACCAAGCCUCCUGCUCCGAUUGCCCUGCCCGGCCGCCAUCGGCGUCUCUGCGCCGCAUGCGUGACGGCCCCUCUGGGCUCGCUCGUCAAGCCGCCACUUGGGCCCGAGGUCCGGCUUGAUUCCGACGAGAUGGCGCGGGCGGUUUGUACGUGCGAGUUGAUAGGUGUCUGGCUCUGCCAGCCAUGCGGAAGGUCCAUCCGCGGCGACGACUUAGAAUACAAGGGCAUCUGGAAAUGGCGCAACAACUACACCGAAGUCCUCGGUGGCCUGGGUACAGGCAUAGGCGAGGGUGACCGCGGCGUCAUCUGCGGUCGCGAGGACCAGUGCUGCGCGGCCCGCGAGCGGGAGCAAGAGAUGGACGGCGACGCCGAGGACGCCAGGGAAGCGGAAUACUACCAGCAGACCACCGCAACCCCGCGCAGCAACAGCAGCAGCAGCCACGGCGCAACCUCGUCGUCACUGGCGCCGUGGACCUUGAGCGGGCCCGGUAGCACCACCGCCAGCGUCAGCAGUCUUGCCAGCUCGUCGGGCGGAGGCUCCGCCCUCGAUCGGAGGACGCCUAGUCCCGCUCUCAAGCCCGGGUACGAGGGACACGAGGUGGAGGGGAUUGGGGGCGUCAUGAAGAAGCUGCGGGUUCGCAUGGUGAAGGUGGGCGCUUGCGUGCCCGAGUGGGAUGACGAGCGAGCCAAGGGCGAGAUUUUCGGUCGCGAGGUGCAGGGUAGGCGGAGGAGUUGGUGCGGGUGGUGCAGGAGGGUUAUUCCUUCGCGGAAGGACUACGAGGCGGGCAUGAAGUCCGAAAGCAAGGGCAAGGGGAAGGAAAUGGAGGCGUCGGCGAGCUGA